Ostreobium quekettii is the source of this 1797-nucleotide messenger RNA. The record is from the annotation of a GenBank genome assembly. Lineage: Eukaryota; Viridiplantae; Chlorophyta; Ulvophyceae; Bryopsidales; Ostreobiaceae.
AUGAUGGGCGGCGACGACGCCUUUUACCGCAACCCCAGCAUGGAGCUGGAGGAGCUGUACCAGGUGGAUGGCUUCUUCGACGAGUACGUGUCCCACCUCGAGACGGCCGGCCCCGCGAUCGGCAACCGGCCGCCACCGGCCGCCGCGCCCCAGGUGCCCGGCAUGGGCGGCAAGCUCGAGCCGCCCACCUCCAGCGACUCCAGCUGCAACGUGGCGGGGCGGAUGCCGCAUCAGGGCCACCCUGGGCUGUCCGAUCUGGGGCCCUACGACCAGUCUUUCGGUUCUGGCGUGCCGGGCGUUCUGGACCAGGACGGACUGGCCCAGGCUAGCCCGUUCUCCCGCCAGCCUGCGAUGCAGGGCCCCCCGGCGCCGCAGGGCAUGAUCGGCGCGGGCGGGUUUGCGAACGGCGGAGGGAUGGCGGGCUUCGGCGUCCCGGGGAGGAUGGACGCCGAGCCGGAGAUCGUGGGUGCCUUCGGCGCGCACAGCGGCCCCGGCGCGCACGGCGGGUUCGCGGUUGAGGGGGUGGGAUCCGGCCAGAGCUACAUGGGGGCGUUCGGUUCCGGCGGGCUGAGCUCCUCGGGAAAUUUGGCGGGGAAUGGAUUCAACUCAUCCGGGGGGCUGGUUGGCAAUGGGCUGAGCUCGUCCGGCGGGCUGGCCGGAAAUCAGAUGGAGGGGGGUGGGCCGCUGGCUGGACCGCUCGUGGGCGGUGGCGGGGAGGGUGCCAAGGGGAAAAGGGCGAGGCACAGGACGCCCCGGCAGCAGAUGCUGAACAAGCAGGCGCAGCAGAGGUACAGGGAGCGGAAGAAGGCCAAGGCGCUGGAGCUGGAGCAGAACGUGGAGGAGCUGGCCAGCAGGGUGGAUGAGCUCAAGGUGGUGAGGGCCGAGAAGGCGGCGAUCGAGGAGCGGAUGAGCCAGCUGGAGCGCGACCUGCUGGAGAAGGACGCGGAGCUGCAGCGGCUGAGGGCGGGGGUGAGGGAAGUGGGGAAGGGUGCGCAGGCGGACAGCGGGGUGAGCGAUGGGACGCAUGAAUCUGCCGGGGGCGGGAAGGCGAAGGAGGACAGCGUGCAGGCGCAGGAAUACCUGAGGGUGUACCGGGACCUGGACGGGUUCAUGAAGGAGAAUCGGAUCGAUAUCAAGUCCCUGGAUGACCCCAGUGAGGCGCGGCUGACUGGGCACCUGGUGAAGGAGGUGGCGGGCAAGGUGGAGGCGGUGUGCGAGGCGUGCAUGAUGCUGGCGCGCCACGAGGGGCCGGACAUAUGGGGGAUGAUCACUGCAGGGGUGGACAAGAUGCAGCUGCAACCGCACAGCCGGGACAAGUGGCUGGAGACGGCGCGGUCGAUGGUGCUGACCGCGGAGCAGAAGAAGAACGCGCUUAUCCUGCGGGAGCAGCAGACAAAGAAGCUGGAGAGGGUGUACACAGACCGGCAGAACCUGAACCUUGAGGCCAUCGGCCUGCUGCUGCCGAGCGACCAGGGGGGCCACGCGCCAAACGGCGGGGAUAAGCUCAGGUGGCUGGGCUUCCCCAACUUCCUGGCGCGGUCCAGCCACAGGUGCAGGACGUCGUACGUGCUUGACAAGCUGAAAGCCAACCUACGGGAGGAGCAGAAGGUGCUGGCGGAGUCGGAGUACAUGGUGUUCCACAGGGUGCUGAACCCCAUCCAGGGGGGCUGGUUCCUGAUGGUGUCCUACCCCCACCACUGCGACUGCCUGAGCCUUCUCAACGCAGUCUACGAGCUGUGUGCAGACAGCUGCGAGCUGCCGCGCUCGGGCAGCAGCGAGACCGUCAGCAAGAACUAA